AUGAAAGUCACCACUACUACUAAUAACGUGCUCGCCAAUACUAAUAAAAGCAAAAUUGAUGUAGAUCCAGGAAGCUUGAUACAGACAUAUGAACUUAAUGACUAUUUAAAUAACUAUUAUAAGGGUACAUCCUUUUUAGAGGCUACAAAAGAAGUGGCUGAACCUGGGGGUGUGUCUAACCUUCAGGUGAGCCCAGAGGUAAAGGGGUUGCUUAAGGACAAGUUUUGGAGGACCUGGUAUCAUUUGAAGCACGUUCAAGCCGGUCCUUUCGCUGUAUAUAACAAUCCUACGCCCAUUGACAUCAAUGGGCUGUUUCCAGCCACUCCCGACCCUGUAGAGCACGUGGCAGAGACGGCAGCCGUGGCAGCUAUUGGCCCACCCACUGUAGCAGGUGCAGCCGUAAACUCAAACGCUAACAAUAAUCUAGUAAGUGUAGCUCCUGGUACAAAUCAGGUACAAGUCGUGCCAGGAGUAGGCCCAGUCAGCGUAGUUACUCAGGCGCCGACUACAACUCAACAAAAUAAUAAUGAUGAAUUAAAUCGUUCACUAAACGCAAAGGCGGUGCCUACCGAAUUACCGGUCACAACUUCUCCGAGUGGAGAUCCCAACACACCUCCUCUGGCCAACAUUCCGCUCGUUAACGUGAUUGGUGGUAAGAUUAUAAGUGCUCCCGGAGUGAUUCCGGGAGAACACAUGGACAAUCAUCCUCUUUUUACCACAUCCAAUCUGGAUCCAACCGGGUAUUAUAAACUAAAUGUGGAGAAUAUUGGUAGAACCAUCAUCGUAGUGAUAAUACUUUUAUUUCUCGUCGGCGGGUGUGUUUAUAGGAUCAAAACAAGGAAGAGGCCGAAAAAGAAGAGGUAA
Messenger RNA from Theileria orientalis strain Shintoku, 864 nucleotides. RefSeq lists its product as hypothetical. The transcript has a single exon. Bases 1 to 864 code for a protein of 287 amino acids. The record is from RefSeq and is a predicted model, not a curated record. Lineage: Eukaryota; Apicomplexa; Aconoidasida; Piroplasmida; Theileriidae.